Rhinocladiella mackenziei CBS 650.93 is the source of this 1275-nucleotide messenger RNA. RefSeq lists its product as uncharacterized. The record is from RefSeq and is a predicted model, not a curated record. The coding region runs from base 1 to 1275 and encodes 424 amino acids. The transcript has a single exon. Lineage: Eukaryota; Fungi; Ascomycota; Eurotiomycetes; Chaetothyriales; Herpotrichiellaceae.
AUGGCCCCGCUUCCUCCACCGAAAGCCUUCCCCUCCCUCAGCGACUUUGACCCUUCGGGGGAGACCUUCACUUGCAUCUUUCCCCUCGUUGACAAAGGUCGGUGCUGCACAAAUCGAAUCAAUAAAAGGGAUCGGCAGGCCGCUUCGUCUCUUCACGGAAGGAUCCUAAAAUGCUCAUCUGCUAUUGAACGUGCUUCUCUUAUCAAGCAAUUGGUAGUGGUGUGUUUCUGCCAGCAAAGACACCGUGAGAAGAUCCAGAGCUCCCAGCUCGAACAAGAAAUUUGUCAAAAAUGGCAGAGCGAGGUAGAGCACACAUCAUCUACCGAAGUGAAGCAAGAGGCAGAAGAACUUCUGGUCAAGCCAUCACCAGCAAUUGUCAAGCGGCCGGGUUCUCCCGUCUCCUCUUCGACAGCCCAUCCAAGGUACAAUCUGAGAUCCAACGACUCACGGACUCCUUCAGGCCUGGGAGUAUCGAGUCCGGAGCCUCGUGACCCCAGUCCGGAAUUCGAACCGAUCACAAAGAGCCCGACAACGCUCGUGUCAGUCCUUCUCCGAGACCUCUCACGCAAAAGGGACCAUCAACUGGGAGACUUGUAUCUCUUCUUGAGAGACUCAAGUCCAGGCAUGGUCAAGAUCGGAUAUUCGAGAAAGGUGGAAGAGCGUUUGAAAAGAUGGGAACGAUCAUGCAACUACACUCCGAUCCUGAAACGUCUAAUCAGACAAGUCCCUCACGUACCUCGCGUGGAAAUGCUGGUCCAUCUCGAACUCCAUCAGUACUGGCGCCGAGAAAAAAGGUGCAAACAUAAUCCGCUCUGUGGCAAGCAACAUCAAGAGUGGUUUGAGAUCGACGUCGAGACUGCAGCUGCAAGCAUGGACAACUUUGCAGAAUGGAUCACGGUCACCGAACCGUAUGACGAGAAUGGCCAGCUGAAGAACAAAUGGAGAAAUAUUAUCCUAAAGAUGGAGAAAGAUGGCAAGGUCGUGACCUCGCAGAUGCUUCUGGAUGCGGUCUGCAAGACUGAAGACGCGGUCGUAAAAGAGCCGGCCCGGGACGGGGCCAUCACAUCACCACGGAUACCGGCGUUCGCAAUGACUCGAGAGCCUGAGCCGGGACACGCACCAUCUACCAAACCGGCCGGCAAUCCUGCUUCCGUUGACGAGACCGUGUCGACAUUGAUCGAGGUUAUUAAAUCGCUCCCCUCAGAUCGAAUCGCUCUGCUUCAGGCUGUCCUUGACGCGGCCAAAUCGAGAGUGCCAGUCCCAGUAGCUUCCUGA